Molecule: messenger RNA, 987 nt
Organism: Physcomitrium patens
Lineage: Eukaryota; Viridiplantae; Streptophyta; Bryopsida; Funariales; Funariaceae
Source: RefSeq, a predicted model, not a curated record
CUUAUUAAUAUUAAUUGUUUUUAUUUUAUAUACAUAGAUAUAUAUAUAUAUAUAUAUAUAUAUAAUGUUGCAACGAAAGCCAAGGUCAAAGUUAUGAUCAAGCUCGAUUUGCAUGGAGUUGUGGCAUCAGAAGCCGCUACCAUUAUUGAAGAAGAGGUUGAGAUCCUGGUCACGAAGAAUGAAGUGCUUAAAGAUGGGUUCGGUGAGAAAGUAUUGUCUCUCCCAUUGACGCCAAGCCCGAACAUGUAGCCACAGCCAGUGCAAAUAACAAUUCAGCAGAGGGGGGAUGCUAAAAUGGUAACUAAGACACCAAAACAAGAAAUUGAGAAGAAGAAGUAGUAGAAGUGUGUAGAUGUACCUGUGUUCGAGGUCAUCCACGGUGGUCUUUCACAGCCUGAAUUGUCAAAGGCCAUUGAGAAAGAGAAUGAGAUGGCAUUGCAGGACCGCAUUAUGGAGACAAUGUAGAGCAAGAAUGCUGUCAAGGCUUACAUAUACGGCAUGAGAAAUAUGUUGUGCGACAAACUCCAAGAUUAUGUAACAGGUUAUGAACGUGAAGAAAUGUCGGUCAGGCUGCGAGAAACCGAAGAUUGGUUGUAUGAAGAUGGAGAUGAUGAAAUCAGAAAUUUUCACACUGCCAGGCUUGCGGAACUGAAGAAGCUUGGUGAUCCACUUGAGACUAGGCAAAGAGAAGAUAGCUCCAGUGAAGCUGCGCAAAUGAAGGACCUUAAGUUUGACCACGUUCAUGCUGCUGCGAAAGGAAAGGUAAUCAGCGACUGUUAUAAGGCAGAAGAGUGGUUGAAGGGCAAGAAGCGACAACACGAUGCAUUUCCCAAUGCUAACCCCGUUCUACUCGUUGCCGAGCUGAAGAAAAAGACUCAGAUCCUGGACAGAUUCUGCAAGCAAAUAAUGACCAAGGCAAGACCUGUGGCAUCCAAGCCUGCUCCCACUUCAGAACCGAAGCCUCCACGCAUUUAUGCCAAUCUGUAG